AUGCAAAGAACAACUUGUUUCAUCCGUACCUAUUGUGCUCCGAGCACUCAAAGGGAAAUCAAAGGUCGCUUCCAAAACUUCAGAAAACCUAUCUACCAAGCUCCACAUGUGAAUCCGUUGGAAGAGUCGCCGGACUUUUCUUUCGUUGAUAGUAAUAAGACUGUGUCUGUGACUUCUCCUGCUCAAUUGAAGCAUAAGUUGGAUCAACUACGAUUAGGGAGAAAGAUUGUGUCCUUGUUAGAAAAUGUGAAAGUCAUGGAAGAUAUCCACAAUAUCACCAACCAGCGCAGAGUUUCCGAAAACCAAAAAGUGGAAGCAUCAAGGCCUGUGCAGAAAGGCAACGAGCAAAUUCAAUAG
Molecule: messenger RNA, 357 nt
Organism: Auanema sp. JU1783
Lineage: Eukaryota; Metazoa; Nematoda; Chromadorea; Rhabditida; Rhabditidae
Source: the annotation of a GenBank genome assembly